AUUGUCAAUUGUUUUACCAGCGCGUUAUCGUUUAUGUCCACAAAAAUAUCAACAAAGUCGUUUUAUAACUAAGAAACCGCAUAGUAUAUCGCUAAAUUGAUGUUAGAUCUUCCGCUAUGAGUACAAUUGGCAUUGUACAAAUACAUCGGUCGAUAAAUCGCAGCAGAGGUCAAUAUUGUGGUAUUUGUUUUCGAUCUACAAUGGAGACCAGAUUCGUCAAGCCUGUCCAUUUGAAAAACUUAUUAAAUAAAUUGGCAAUUCGGUUUAGGGGGGCAAUCCAAGUAUGUUAUUUAUGCGAAGCCCUAGCACUGUCAGCGGCGCGGUUCUUUAAAACCUUAGAGCUGGCAGCUAGAGUGAGCGACCUGUUCACAAACAUGGAUUCGGCGCAGUGGCAGGGUGUUCUCCAGUGUGUGAUGGCACCUGACAAAUAUCCUAAGGUGUUAAAUGAUGAAAGCAUCUCUCGGCGAGCCCUCGAUCUGGACGCGGCACUGCGGGCGAUGCCGCGCUAUGAGCUGCGCCGGACCGACACGCUGGUGGUGCCCUCACCGCCGCAACGACAAGACAUGGUGGUAGUAAUGCAACACGGCAACCCACCCAUAUCUACAUCGAUGCCUACUCUGGCGCCCAUAGUAAUGGCGCCCGCAAUGGCGCCCACGUUGGCCCCGAUGGCGACCACGUUGACCCAUAUGGCGCCCAAGUUGGCCCCGAUGGCGACCACGUUGGCCCCGAUGGCGACCACGUUGGCCCCGAUGGCGACCACGUUGGCCCCGAUGGCAACCACGUUGGCCCAGGUGGCGCCCAAUUUGACCUCGAUGGCGCCCGCGUUGGCCCCCAUGUUGAACGCUAAAUCAAAGGUCUCAAUAGACCCAGUGUUGCAGCAUGUACGGGUGGUCAAUAAGGAGACUAAGCAGAUUGUUUUACAUCCUAUGGUCCACGGCUUAGAUGGCAAUGUGUAUGUACCCUCACUUCAACUCCAAAUACUGGACAAUGGCAUACUGAGGAGCGCUCCAAACAUUGAAAAUGUAACCCCAAAAUUAACCACUGUCAAUGUGACCCCAACAUUAGCCACUGACAAUGUAACCCCUGACAAUGCGACAUUGGAAGACCCCCUAAAAAUACAAGAAGUCGUGUCGCCACCACAAUUAACCCCAGCUGGGAAAAAUUACUCAAAACUGCGAGAAACUUUGCAAAAAAAAGACAACAAAACAUCUAAAAAAAAAGAAAAUAAUGAAUAUUACAACUUUUUGGUAUCACAAAUGGAGGAGAGAAAACAGAAAUCGGAAGUUGAAAUAAUCAAAAUGAACGAUUUAAAUAUCGUCCUUAACGUCGAUGAGGGAGAGAGUAAAAAGAAACGCAAGCGUAGCGGGGGUUCUACGGAGAAAACUUUAAGUGAGGUAGAGUUAUUAUUAAGUGAGAAUGCUCAAGGCGGGUGUGAGAUUAAAUAUGAGAUAAUAGAUGAUGAUGAUGACGUUGAGAAGGAUAAAGUAGAGCCUUUGAGUAGGCCGGUAUUAAAGACUGAUAGGACGGUGGAUUGGGAGGAUAAGAUACCUAUGGAUGUGAUAUCUUUUAUGGAUGCGACAGACCCGAACCCCGAGGAGCGAAUAAUGCAGCCGCCCCCCAUGGGGAUCAUAUCGGACGUCCGUUCCGUACCCAACGAUUUUACCGAACCCAUAGAGUGCAUCGACCUCUGUUGACGUGAAUACACGUCCGCUUUAACCACAGACAAUAAUAGGACGCCACAGACCCGAAUCCCGAGGAGCAAAUAAUGCACCCGCCCCCCAUGGGGGUCAUAUCGGAUUCGCUCCGUACCAAACAAUUGGGUACUUGACACAUGUUGAAUAUUAUAACAAAAUUUAGUUAAAUGGAUAGAAAAUGAGCCAUCCAUUAUAAAAAGAUAUUGAGAUUAUAAAAAUACAAGGCCCCGAAGUCUCAAAAAAAAAAAAAUUUUUUUUGUCUUUCAAAAAUAGAAAAGAAAAUGGUACCAUUCGAUUCCUUACAUUUUAUUGAAAAAUAAAUUGUACGACAACUAUACACAUAAACGCAAUAUUUCAGGGUCAAAAUGGCAAUUUCCUUGAUCUUCCAUACAUUUAGGACAGACUUAUAUGAUGUGACGUCACAUCACCUUACCAUUUUGUUAGAGGCGUUUCAAUCGUCGAGUGCGAGCGUCAGACUUUAACUCUCAUUUCUGACCUUUGUGUUGCUUAAAUGCCAUGAGUCCUAUAUAGACAUUUGAUCUUCAGGAAAAUCAGGAUCGUUUGACAUUAUUUACAAAAAACAGUCAAGUAGCUAAUUUUACCGAACCCAUCGAGUAUAUCGACUUCUGUUGACGUGAAUACACGUCCACUUUAACCACAGAGUACAAC
This is a messenger RNA of Cydia pomonella (codling moth), 2363 nucleotides long. RefSeq lists its product as uncharacterized. The record is from RefSeq and is a predicted model, not a curated record. The transcript is spliced from 6 exons. The coding region runs from base 117 to 1694 and encodes 525 amino acids. Lineage: Eukaryota; Metazoa; Arthropoda; Insecta; Lepidoptera; Tortricidae.